Messenger RNA from Frieseomelitta varia, 1702 nucleotides. RefSeq lists its product as uncharacterized. Lineage: Eukaryota; Metazoa; Arthropoda; Insecta; Hymenoptera; Apidae. The coding region runs from base 162 to 1409 and encodes 415 amino acids. The record is from RefSeq and is a predicted model, not a curated record. The transcript is spliced from 4 exons.
UAGUCAAUUGCCUGCUCAGUAAUAUUCGUACCGUGACACAGCGUGGAUGUAAUGUCGUUCGUCAAGUUGAUAAGAUAACGAACUUGAAAGUGUUGGCCAAGUAGCAUAUAAAAGUUGGUUGUAUUAUUUGAUCGACGUUCAGAAAUCGCAUUUACUUCGAAAUGUCAAGAUCAAGAAUGGAAGUGAAUCACUUGACAAUCGACGAACGUGUGUUCGAGAAAGUACUUCGAAGAAAAUUAUCAAACGAAACUGUCAGAAUUUUGGAAAUUAAGUAUUACUAUUUGUCGGAGAAGGGAAUGAACUUUCUCAGUGAUUUGUACGAGAUACAUAUCAGAUAUACAGUUCCUUCCAACAACGAUAAAACGAACGAGACAAAAUUGGAGCAAGCGAUCAAUGUGGUUGUCAAAGUUGAACCAUUGAACGAACUAUUGCACAGCAUCGUUUCUCAACAAGAUUUGUUCGACACUGAACUGAAAGUUUUGCGCGAUGUUCUACCUAGGAUAAAGAAAUUUGUUUCUCCUCAACUGGGCCCAGAUUUAUUAUACGGUUCUAGCGAUUCUCGAAUUCUUAUAAUGGAAAACUUGCUCGAGAGAGGAUUCGCUAUGAAAGAUCGCCAGAAGGGAUUGCCGCUUCAACACUGCCGUUUGGUUUUGCAACAACUUGCGAGAUUGCACGCUGGAUCCGUUGCAGUUUUUGAAGAGAAUCCAGAAAUCGUUGAUUCGUUUAUAGACGGUGGCAUUCUAUCGUCCAAAUGUCCGAAAACUUUUAUACGAAUGAUGGAAGUGAGCUUGUUACGAAUUGCCGAGCAAAUGAAAAUGUGGUCGGAUGAAAAGUGCGCGCGUACGGCGAGCAAGCUAAUUAAAUUGUCAGAAACUAUCGGGGCCGAAUGUGUCCAUAUCUAUGAUUAUGACAUCGAUGAAUUCUGCGUACUAAAUCACGGAGAUUGCUGGAUCAAUAACAUAAUGUUCAAAGAAAACGAAAAGGGUCAACCUGUUGAAUUGUUAUUGGUCGACUAUCAAAUGUCCGUUUACACGUCCCCGGCUAUCGAUCUAUUGUACUUUCUGAAUAUCUGUCCAGAAUUUGACUUGAAAUACACCCAGGACGAUUAUUUUCUGAAAAUUUAUUUGGACACCUUGGAGGAAACAAUGAAAAAUAUCGAUUGCAAGCGAAAACCACCGACGAUGAAACAGUUGAGGGAAGCAAUGCACAAAAGAAGAUUAUACGCCGUUUUCUCUGGCGUCAUACUUUAUUUGCGAAUGAUGGCUGACAAGGAGGAUACCGAGGAUUUUGUCCUACUAUUCGACAAGUUGUCAGGUGAAACCAAAUUGGAUGUUUUCAAAAAUCCAGACGCGGUGAAAUUAGCUCACAAGAUGAUCCCAAUUAUGAAUGAAAGAGGAUACUUUGAUUGAAACGAUCAUCUGCCUAGUUACUCGAUAUUAUUUAUAAUUGAUUUCAUAUUUUAUGACGUACCCUUUUAUAAAAUAUGACAACAAAUAGGCAACAAGUAUACCCAAAUACAAUAUACACGUAAUAAAAUUUUAAUGUUCUAGCAAAAUGUUUACUAGUUUUAUUAGCUAAAAAUUUACUUGUACAUGUAUAGCUGCCUGUAGAAUUAGUAGGUGCACAUAUAGACACGUAUGUAUGUAAGACACGGAUACGAGUAGCAGCAACUAAUUGUAAAUGUAUAAAUUUUGUAAAUUGC